Messenger RNA from Symsagittifera roscoffensis, 4987 nucleotides. RefSeq lists its product as uncharacterized. Gene Ontology annotation, molecular function: RNA polymerase II cis-regulatory region sequence-specific DNA binding. Bases 1522 to 3951 code for a protein of 809 amino acids. The record is from RefSeq and is a predicted model, not a curated record. Gene Ontology annotation, biological process: regulation of transcription by RNA polymerase II. NCBI's taxonomy places the organism in Eukaryota, Metazoa, Xenacoelomorpha, Acoela, Convolutidae. The transcript has 10 exons.
UGUAGGUAGGAGGGGGACGCGAGAUGUUCUGAGAUUCGGCUUUGAUUUCAGUUCCAGUUCCAAAGUCUCCCAUAUAUGAGGAUUGUGCUAUCAGCUGUCAUUCAGCUGUCGUUUAAGCUGUCUUUCUCUGUCUCUGUCGCGUGUCUUCAAUUCUCUUCAGUCUACGAAACGCUUCUAAAUUCAGUCUACAAUAAUCUCGAAUCUGCGUUUGUUUCUCUUGUAAAUUUCUAGCCAGUCACAGAACAGAACAGCGAAAAUAAAACACAACUGCUCCCUAUCUUAAAACAUGAGCGAGUCAGAGAGAGAACAGAAAUGAAGUAAAAGAAAAGAAUUACUACAACAACUGAACAGCUAACAGAAGAGAAAAGAAAGAAACAAAUCAAUCGAUCAAAAUAUCUUUCAUACAAAAUAUUAUAAUAUUUUAUAUUAAUAUAAAAAAUACAAUUUUAAAUUGUUCCCUCUUCAUACAAAAAAUAACAAAGCCCGGAAGAAAAAUUUGAAAUGAAAUAAAAUUGACGACAGUCAACAAGAAAAUUUCGGACGCCAAGAAAACAACCGAAUCUUUAUUAUUCCCGCUUCUCAGACCAUUUUAACUGUUUUUGUUCCCACUUUUCAUAUUUAUUACAGUCGCGGCAGAAAAAAGUGUUGUCCUGGAGUUAAUUUUUGAGAAAUUCUACUGUCUUAGAAGAGUAUUAACAGGGUAUUGUGGUACGAAAACGCAACUGAAGGCGGUACAAAACAGAAACAAUCAAUUUAUUUACCUGUUGAGUUUGACUUGAGUCAUUAUCAUUAUCUGAUUUUGCGACGACGCUCAGGAAAAAUUGUUCUAUUCUAUUUCCUGACUUUUGAUUAUCAAUCUAAUUGUUAUUACAGUUUUGAAUGCCAUCAAUGCAACAUUCUGUAUCCAACAUUACUGCAGUUUGUUACCUUACGUACAAUACAAUUAAUUAAAACACCUUGGGCGUAUUGAAAUUGCGUCAUUCAAGCUUGAUUGAAAAGUCUGAUUGAGCGUUUUCAAAUAAUUUGCUGAUCGGCAAGUUGGUUAAUUAAGCUAUCUAAAUUAACUCCAUCAAAUCAUUUGCCAUUAUUACCAUCUCUAUUCGUUUCUUUUUUUUUUUGCUGUUUGUUAAUUAACUGACAAUUUUCAUUAAAUCUGUACAAAAAAUUUCUCUCGUGGGGAAGUGUGUUCUACCCGGAAUCACGGAAACAACUGGAGGAAAAAUAAAAACUAUAACAGUGUUUACUUAUCCAGGAAACGCAGAACUAUGACACAUCAAUCAACACAAACAGGGUAUUCAACUGGACGAAACGAACCGAAGUCGAAAUAUUUACAGAGCCGAACUGAAAGCUGCUCCAUAAAAAUCUAAUUCGCUUAAACAAUCAGCCCCGAAAUUGACAUAAAUUGGACGUUCGGUCAAAGAAUAACUUGAAAUUUCCGAGAAAAGCUAGUGUUUGGAGUUCAAGACGGCAGCUCUACUGGAAACAUUUUAUAACCCGGCGCUCAAUUUUGAUUCGCAAUCAAUGACAAGUAGCGGGGGUUUAACUCACUUGAACAACAACACACAGUAUGCGCCGGCCUCAUUUGAUUAUAAUGACAGCAAAAUAAUGCAUAGUCUAUCCCACAGUCUACUGGGGGGCAAUUCUGCCAACAACCACCUCAUCGGUCCCCAACACCACUUGACGUCCCCCCUUAACGGGACCUCAAACAUGGGAGGUUAUGUCCAGCAACAGCCGCAGCAGAAUACGUCCCCACUUAAUAUGCCUUUACCCGGGACCACGCCUCAAAAUUAUAACUCAGUUAUGACUAGCGGCGGGUCUUUAAAUAACUCUGCCAACAUGAAGCAAGAGUUGUCGCCUCUUUCGAACAGCACCGCCAACAGUCUCUUAACAGCGGCACAACCGCAACAACUUAGCGGUGGCACCGAAGGCAGUCCUUCCUCAGGGGGAGCAGGUUCGAUCCCCCUUAACUCCGCUGCUCAUUUAUCAAGUGGCGCCGGGACAGGGGGAGGAAGGGCCAGUAAUCACAACACACCCGGGGGUGGGGGUGGGGACACGACAGUUGUCGCGGGGUCCAACACGCCUCUCACCACUGGCGGCUCUUCGUUGGGAGUCACAGACCAUCAGCAAUUCGAGAACGACAAAAAAGUCAUUUUCAACCAUCCUCUGUUCCCUUUGCUGCAGCUGCUAUUCGACAAGUGUGAGACGGCCACUAACAGUGCGGAGUGUGCGUCUUCUGCUUCAUUUGACCUUGACAUUGAGAACUUUAUCCACUUGCACGAGAGAGACAAGAAGCCAUUCUACUCAGACAAUGCAGAUGUCAACGACGUGAUGAUCCGGGCAAUUCAAGUGUUGCGCAUCCACCUUCUGGAGUUAGAAAAGGUCAAUGAACUGUGUAAGGACUUCUGCCAGAGGUACAUCGCCUGUCUCAAGAACAAGAUGCAGAGCGACACACUGUUGGGCUGUGGGGCCGCCGGCACUCCCGGAGGAGCUCUCUCCCCCACCUCACUACACCACCAGUAUCCCCUCUCCGACAGCCCCAACUCACAGCUGCAACUGAGCAAUUGUGGUCUGGGAGUUAAUGUAUCACACCACAAUGCCUUAUCCAACACCCCUUCAGGUGGACCCCACCUCUCCUCCGCCCAACUGCAGCAACAACAGGGGGGUGGGGGUCAGCAGCAGGGUCACCUAAGCACUGCCUCCUCCGCUGCUUCGGCUGCCGCCAUGCACGCCGCUCUCUACCCCCAACUCAGCAUGUUUCCCGGAAUGGCCGCCGCUGCUGCCGCCGCCUCCGCCGCAAACUUUCCAGGGUACCACUCACCCCAAGGUCACGCGCCCCCGCCAGGCACACCCCACUCGCACCCCCAUCCAGGGUCCAAUCUGCACAAUGGGGGUCCGGGCGGGAUGCUAUCAGGGUCCACCCCCAUAUCCCAAGUUGGACUCCAACAUCCUCACCAUCACGGGGUCAUGAAUGGGGGAGCACCUCCGGGAGUGUCGCCCCUACAUCCCCACCACCCCCAUCAUCACCUGUUGGGGGGCAUGGGGGGUGUGGGGAUGGGGGUUGGGGGUCACCAGGAGAUGAACCCGGACGGGUCGUUCAAGAAGACGAAACGGGGCGUGUUGCCGAAACACGCGACCCAGAUCAUGCGUCAGUGGCUUUUUCAACAUAUUGUACACCCAUAUCCGACGGAGGACGAAAAGCGACAGAUCGCAGUCCAGACUAACCUCACUCUCCUACAGGUCAACAACUGGUUUAUCAAUGCGAGGCGGCGUAUCUUGCAGCCCAUGUUGGAAGCAUCGAACCCAGAGAGUGUGAACAAAACGAAGAAAAACAAAAACAACAACAGACCUACAGCAGUCAACCGAUUCUGGCCGGACAACCUGGCCCAAGGCCAGAUCACCAACUCCUUCAAAGGCUCAGGCGGAGGGGGAGGGGAUGAUACUAGUCCACACUCUGACGACAAUGAGGGGGAGUCCCCACCCCCACCCAACCACAGUCACGGCCACAGAGGGGCAGAAGAGGGGGGCACUACGGGGUCAGGCAACAACAACAACAACCACCACCAUCUGAGUCCGAACAACAGAACGACCCUUGGACACGAGGGAAUAGUGAUGAACGGGACGAGAGAUAACAACUCUAUGAACAAUUUGCAAUUAUUAAACUCGCCUGGUGCUCUGUCCGACGACUGUAGCGACGAUCAGUCGAGUAACGAAGUCACCAUAACUCCCCCGCCCCCACCGGGAGGGGGGUUAGGAAACAGUCUCCUCUCAAAUGGGGGAGUGAGGGGCGGCGGAGGUCAUCCCCAUUCCACCUCGACAACAACAGGCGCCUCCCUCUCAGCUGGGGGGUCAUUCUUAACCAACGGGUACGACGCCUACUCGGCCGCCGCCUCAGUCGCAAAUAGCCAAUCACAAGCCGCCUCUCUAUUCGCUGCACAAACCUCUGCAAUCUGAUUGGCUCACAAAUUUCUCUCUGCAAUGCCAAUUACAAUUUUGACCAAUCACACGCAAUGAAGUUGAAUAAAUUACGAAUUGAAUUCCGGCCAAUCAGAAUUCGUCUAUUUUUUACUCUCGCGAUGCAACAUAAGGCCUCUCAUUGGCUGACAGGUUCAACCAAUCAGAAAGAGACUUGCAAAGCGGGACUAGAAUGGUGCAAGAAGCAGGGUAAAAAACAACAUGGAAAACAAAGCUUUCAAACCUGGUGGACUGAUUAGUAAAACAGCUCUCGUUAUAAACUGGUUAUAAGUUUUAAUGAAACAACAAGGGUCGUAUCAGUUUCCGCCGCCUUCAUUCAACUGUCGGGGUCGUCACGAGUCAUGAUCGAAAUGUACAGGGUAGAAAUAGUACAGUGUCCGAAAAACUAUCAACUCAAAACUAUUAAAUAGUAGUCAAUAUUUUGUUGCUCAUCUUUAAGUGUCUGUUCGUUACUCAACCCCCCCCCCCCUCCCGUCCAUUACCCCACAAUCCAUUCCCCCAGCCUAUCCUUAUCCUUACUACACUACAAACCCCCCCCCCCCCCCCUGAACCACUAAUAAACUUAAUAUAGUUGCAAAUAUAGCUCCAGUUUUCUCUUACUGAUAUCUUUCUAGUUUAGUCUGCAAUGUUUAACUCCCGGUUCCAGUUUUGUAGCAGAUUUAUUUUUCUCCGCUCGAUUCAGUUUGGUUUGUGCUACUAUUACAUGUUGUAUUAUGGUAUCAAAUUUUCCUCCUGUCAAAAGUUGCCCUAGUUUUAGUCAAUAACUACAAGUUACUCUUUCCUCGUUCCCUAAAUAGAUAUUUGAAAUACGAUAGAUUGUUUGAAAUAAACUCAUUUCAACGAAGUUCUAGGUUGCAUUUGGUUUGUUCUAUCUUGAUGUUUUACUUUCGUUCAACUGCCCAAAACCCGCAAAAGUUUCGAUUGAUUUUCGAAAUUUAAUUUAAAAAAUUCAAACAGCUUUGGUGUUUUGGGGUUUCUUUCUUUGAUGAUAUAUAAUAUACUAUAUGACAAUAAU